AUGCAUCUGCUCAGCCUCCUCUCCUCUUCCCUGCUCAUUUUGGGUGCUGCCUGCGCCCCGAUCGAGCAUGAAGCAUCCAUGUCGAUGUCAGGUCUUGGAAAUCUUCUGAAAAACAUUCGACCCAACCAUGGAGGAGGGUCCUGCGGCACGUCAAAGGUUUCGUUGCCCGAAACUGGCAACGGUGCUGAACUCCCAUCCCCCGCUUCUGAAUUGGCCCUUAAAUACAUCACUCUCGGCGUCGGGACCCAGAACUAUACAUGUGCCAACCUCGAAAAGUCCGCAAAGCCAGCUUUGGUUGGUGCGGUAGCGACGCUUUACGACGUCUCCUGCCUUGCUAGUCAGUCCUCAUGGUUUCUGGAUAUGUUUGCACGUAUGGUUGUGAGGCUUCCAGUGCGCAUGGUCAACCGUCUGGUACCCAAGUAUCUUGGUUCAGAAAUGCAAGGGCAUCACUACUUCGAGGGCCGUGUUCCACUGUUCGAUCUCCGAACCAACGGCCACAAUGAUUAUGCCUAUGUUUCGGUCGCCGCAAAGGUCCCUGCGCCUCAAAAUCGUGAUGUUGACUGGUUAAGACUCGACCGUGUGGAUGGGUCUGGAAUUGAGGCCGUUUACCGUGUCAAAACCACCGCCGGAAAAGCGCCAACCAGCUGCAAGAAUAUGCCGGACCAAUUCGAAGUCAAGUAUAUCGCGCAAUACUGGAUGUAUGGAUGA
Molecule: messenger RNA, 708 nt
Organism: Uncinocarpus reesii 1704
Lineage: Eukaryota; Fungi; Ascomycota; Eurotiomycetes; Onygenales; Onygenaceae
Exons: 2
Coding region: 1-708 (235 amino acids)
Source: RefSeq, a predicted model, not a curated record